AGGAAUUGUAAAAGAAUGGCUUGGGAAGAGAAUAUGAGAUACAUUGAACAACAUAACCUGGAGCAUUCAAUGGGGAAACACACAUUUACUGUGGGAAUGAACCAGUUUGGAGAUCUGACCACUGAGGAGUUCAGGCAGCUUUUGACUGCAUCCAACAUAAAAAAAGCUGAGAACUCAACUUGCAAAGUGUUUACAGCUCAGGAGAAGGUUGAGCUGCCCACAACUGUUGACUGGCGUCCUAAAGGUUACGUUACUGCAGUGAAGGACCAGGGGCAAUGUGGCUCGUGCUGGGCUUUCAGUACAACUGGAGUACUUGAAGGACAAGUAUUUAGGAAAACAGGAAAGCUCAUUUCCCUGAGUGAGCAGUACCUGAUGGAUUGUAGCAGAGCAGUAGGAAACGCAGGAUGUAAUGGUGGAUCUGUCUUGGGCGGUUUCCUAUUUAUAAAGGAAAAGGGUAUCGCUUCUGAGCAGUCCUAUCCAUACACUGCAAAGGAUGGCAAUUGUACAUUCAACCAAAACGACAUUGUCGCUACUUGCAAAGGUGUCAAACAGAUUCCAACAGGUUCUGAAGCAGAUUUAGCUGCAGUUGUGGCUACAGUUGGACCGAUAUCUGCCGGCAUAGACGCAGAGCACAGAUCUUUCAUGUUAUACAAAUCAGGAAUAUUUUAUGAGCCUCACUGCAGUACUGUCAAACUGGAUCAUGGAAUUUUGGUGGUUGGAUAUGGAACUGAAAAUCAGAAGCCAUUUUGGAUUGUUAAAAACAGCUGGGGAGCAAACUGGGGCAAUGAAGGAUAUGUCCACAUGGCUAAGGACAUGGAUAACAACUGUGGAAUUGCUACAAAUGCAGUUUAUCCUGAGGUGUGA
This is a messenger RNA of Carcharodon carcharias (great white shark), 864 nucleotides long. RefSeq names its product procathepsin L-like. NCBI's taxonomy places the organism in Eukaryota, Metazoa, Chordata, Chondrichthyes, Lamniformes, Lamnidae. Gene Ontology annotation, biological process: immune response. The transcript is spliced from 6 exons. The coding region runs from base 16 to 864 and encodes 282 amino acids. Gene Ontology annotation, cellular component: lysosome. The record is from RefSeq and is a predicted model, not a curated record. Gene Ontology annotation, molecular function: cysteine-type endopeptidase activity.